Danaus plexippus (monarch butterfly) is the source of this 1773-nucleotide messenger RNA. RefSeq names its product V-type proton ATPase subunit C (gene Vha44). The coding region runs from base 170 to 1324 and encodes 384 amino acids. NCBI's taxonomy places the organism in Eukaryota, Metazoa, Arthropoda, Insecta, Lepidoptera, Nymphalidae. Gene Ontology annotation, molecular function: proton-transporting ATPase activity, rotational mechanism. Gene Ontology annotation, biological process: proton transmembrane transport. The record is from RefSeq and is a predicted model, not a curated record. Gene Ontology annotation, cellular component: vacuolar proton-transporting V-type ATPase, V1 domain; lysosomal membrane. The transcript is spliced from 13 exons.
GUAAAUCAGCUGUCCAAAUUAGUUUUAGUAGAGGGCAGCACGGCAUCACGUGAAUUUUCAUGGCGGUGUUGUAGGGCUAGCCCCGUAUCGUCUUGUGAUUUCACCAAAAAUUUGCUGUUUCGAAUAUUUAUUGUUAAACAGCACUUAAUUUAUAACACCGGUGAUCAAGAUGAGUGAAUACUGGUUAAUUAGUGCCCCUGGCGACAAAACCUGCCAACAAACAUGGGAUACUUUGAAUAAUGCCACCAAAUCUGGCAGCCUCAGUGUGAACUACAAAUUCCCUAUACCCGACCUCAAGGUGGGUACAUUGGAUCAACUCGUUGGUUUGUCGGAUGAUCUCGGCAAACUUGAUACUUUUGUUGAGGGUGUUACAAGGAAGGUGGCGCAAUAUCUCGGAGAGGUACUUGAAGAUCAACGCGACAAACUUCACGAGAAUCUGACGGCAAACAAUAGCGACCUGCCCACUUAUUUGACACGUUUUCAAUGGGAUAUGGCCAAGUACCCCAUAAAGCAAAGUCUGCGCAACAUCGCCGACAUUAUCAGUAAACAGGUAGGACAAAUCGACGCUGAUUUGAAGAUGAAGUCAGCCGCGUACAACUCGCUAAAGGGCAACUUGCAGAGCUUGGAGAAGAAACAGACCGGCAGCCUGUUGACCCGUAACCUGGCUGACCUCGUCAAGAGGGAACACUUCAUCCUAGACAGCGAAUAUCUGACCACUCUCCUCGUCAUUGUCCCCAAGGCGAUGUUUAACGACUGGAACGCUAACUAUGAGAAGAUAACCGACAUGAUAGUGCCGCGCUCCACCCAGCUCGUGCAUCAAGACAACGACUACGGCCUCUUCACCGUGACUCUGUUCCGUAAGGUCGUCGACGAGUUCAAGCUGCACGCUCGCGAGCGCAAGUUCAUCGUGCGCGAGUUCUCAUACAACGAGGCGGACCUCGCCGCCGGCAAGAACGAGAUCACCAGGCUCGUCACCGACAAGAAGAAGCAGUUCGGCCCGCUGGUGAGAUGGUUGAAAGUGAACUUCUCUGAAUGUUUCUGUGCCUGGAUCCACGUGAAGGCUCUCCGGGUGUUCGUGGAGUCCGUUCUGAGAUACGGCCUGCCGGUGAACUUCCUAGCGGUGGUGAUGGUCCCAGCCCGCAAGAGUAUGAAGAAGCUGCGCGACGUCCUGCAGCACCUGUACGCGCACCUCGACCACUCCGCACAACAGCACGGACACGCUGCACAGGAUAAUGCUGAGUUGGCUGGUCUAGGCUUUGGUCAAUCGGAUUACUUCCCGUAUGUUUUCUACAAAAUCAACAUUGACAUGGUCGAGAAAGCUUAGACGGGUGCCAUACUGUGUAUAGGUAUGGUCACCAGAUGGAAAUGCUGUUCUAAGUGCUAGCUGAAACCAUAGUUGAAAGAUUGUAUAAUUUUAUUUCUGAUUGUUCUUUCCAUAUACAUCGACCCUUAUCCUCCAAUGUACAUACGAUUGAUUUUCAUCAUGAGAUGCUAUUUAUGUAUUCAAAUUAUAAAGAUAUGAAUAUUUACGCCGUCACAGGAACUCUACGAGCUGCGCUCACUCCAUUCGAUGGAUAUAUAUAUUUUAAACGCAACAAUUUUUAUUUCAGUAUUAAAGUUGCGCCAUAGACAUAGAGUAGUCACUGUUUGCGAUUGUAAAGAAAAUAUAUAUAUAUAUAUAAAAAUGAUAUCAGAGUUACGCAAAAGCUUUGUAAAUAUAAACAUUCCUCAUAACUUGUGUAGUACAUAAUAAAUAUUAUUAAAGUUACUGUU